Molecule: messenger RNA, 2124 nt
Organism: Lodderomyces elongisporus
Lineage: Eukaryota; Fungi; Ascomycota; Pichiomycetes; Serinales; Debaryomycetaceae
Gene: GPI1
Product: phosphatidylinositol N-acetylglucosaminyltransferase
Exons: 2
Coding region: 1-2124 (707 amino acids)
Biological process (GO): GPI anchor biosynthetic process
Cellular component (GO): endoplasmic reticulum; membrane
Source: RefSeq, a predicted model, not a curated record
AUGAUGUGGCACCCACUUUCGACGACGCGACUCCUAUGCCAUACACGAGCUAACAUAAUGAUAAACGAAAAGAAUGAUGACAUGGUUUCCACAACACAAAUCUACUUUCCCAAUGAUUUGCGUAUACAUCUUUGUGAGUCAAAUGUGAUGGUAAUUGGGUAUGAAAUGUCAAACAUUUACAUUGUGUUUGACUGUCUCUUGAACGACAAAGUGGUGCAUGACUUUAAAUUGGAUGAUCCCGAAUUGAAAGUUAUUGGAUAUAUCAACCAACACUUGCCAACAAGUUAUCCUCAUUCAACUCACAAAACUUUGCAAAUGUGGUUUGAUCAAAAAACAAACGAGUUGAAUAUCAAUUGCAGAUCAACAAUCAUUUACUUUGACCCACCAAAUUUUAGAAACUUGGAAUACUUUUCAAUUCAACCAAUACUUUUACAGUCAAUGGAAGCAAACAACUCGAGCAAAGAGACAACAAAUAACAAUACUUUCAAUCAUAGUGCAAAAGAAAACAAAUUGAAGUUUUAUGAACCAUUGAACAAUAAAAUACUAAUGCUGAACGGCAUGCCUCAAAAGUUUAUUUCUGAUAGCGAUGUGCUCGACAAGAUAAAUCAAUUGUUUCGCAUACGCUUGAAGUUUAGAAACCCUGCAACAGCAGGCGUCGGCACAAGGAUGUUUCAAUUUUUUCAACAUUGUCUCUAUGUGAUUCUCGUUCCAAUUGUACAAAUACUACAACAGCUAUUGAUCAUGGCCAUCGACAUCAUCAACCAACCCAUAAUUUUCAGCACUUCACUUGUCAAAAUCUCUAGAGUAUUCCGUCAAGCUGAUUUACGACUACAACAACUCAAUUAUUUUCCUAUACAAUUCUUGUGCUACUACAACAAACGCAUCCUAUAUGACAAAUCUGACUCUCUCGUUAUCACCAAACUAAAGAUUCCAGUACUCAACAACGAUCUCAAUAUCAACAACUCCAACUAUAUCAACUUUUACAACUCGAUAUGGCUCAUCUUGAACGAUAUUUUGCUAGGACACAGUAUCUAUAAUCUUAUUCAAACACACCAAAACCAAAUAUUUUAUUUCUUCAAUUCCACAAUAUUACAGAAAUAUUUGUUUCAAGACUUGACAUCAUUGAUUACAUGGAUUUCAACAAAACAUCCAGCCGGGUUCAAAUUAAAUACCAAUUUGGGAACAUUUCUUGGUGAUUUAUACAUUUGGACAAUACAUUUUUGGAAGCUGGUGAUGGACCUGAUGAGUUUCCCCGGUUCCAACUCCAACUUGAACUUGAACUCCAACUUGAACUCAAAUUACAACACUACACUUGUGAUGCUAGCAAUCAAAUAUAUUUGCUUCACAGGGGGAUGCUCUUUUCUAAUUGCCUUUCUCACUGACAUUGUUUACUUGAUCACAUUCCAUAUAUACGCAUCGUAUUAUUGUGCUGCUAAGCUCUACAAGAAGCAAAUAGGAGCUAUCAAGUCCUUGUUCCAACUCAUUAGAGGCAAGAAAUACAAUGUUUUGAGAAACAGAAUCGAUAAUUUGAAUAAUUACGAAAAUGCGCUGCAAUCAGAUUUCGGAACUGGAACUGGAACUGGAACUGGAUCGGGGGCUGGGUACAGAUCAGGAGACGGACCCCAGCUCAGAGUUGGAACUUUUACUGGGUUCGAAUUGGAUCAGUUACUUGUGGGUACAUUGCUAUUCAUGAUCCUAAUCUUUCUCCUACCCACAGUUUUUGCAUUUUACUUAUUGUUUUCGAUCCUACAUAUACUCACAUUGAUGACGCACAACUUGUUGGAAAAUUUACAGAUAGUGUUGAACUUUACUCCAUUAUUUGUCAUAAUGCUUAAAUUGAAGAACUCCAAAAGACUCCAAGGCGGCAUCACAUUUAGUCUAAUCCGUUGUAGUAAAGGUGUAACUGAGCUACGCAUGUCUAACAAGUCACUAACGUAUCAUGAAGUUUUUACAAACUUUUUUAGGUUAUUCAAACGAGCAAAGAAUUUCAGAGAUUCAAUCUUGAAGAAUAUGAUUAAUGGAAACGUAAUUCUGAUCCGCUACGACUACAAUUUAAAGUUUUUGUACUUGAUGUUGCCUGAAGAAUAUAGAGAAACCACUAGCGUUUGGAAAUAUGUCAAGUGA